ACAAUCAAUCAUUUCUCUUCCCCCUCGAUCCCAAUCAAACUCUGUAGCCUCUCAAGAAGCUUGGAGUAAAGCAACAAUGGCGUCCAGAGCCUGUUUCCUACACGCUCACCAACCACUAUCCACCCUACCUUCAAACCCAUCUCCUCGCCAUAUUUCAACCAAGCCCAACCACCUAAUCGUCUGCCGAUCAACCACCGACGGAUCAGUUUCUCGUAGAUUAGCUCUCACUGUUCUUAUCGGAGCUGCCGCUGUUGCUACCAAGGUUUCACCGGCCGAUGCAGCAUAUGGUGAAGCUGGUAUUUGUGUUAAUGCCAGCAAAUGUAUUUGGUAAGCCGAAGAAGAACACAGACUUUAAGGCGUAUAACGGAGAGGGAUUCAAGUUGUCGGUACCUGCAAAGUGGAAUCCGAGCAAGGAGGUAGAAUACCCUGGUCAGGUGCUCAGAUAUGAAGAUAACUUCGAUACAACAAGCAAUCUUGCAGUCAUGAUUACUCCUACUGACAAGCAAUCGAUCACUGAUUAUGGUGCUCCAGAAGAGUUCCUUUCUCAAGUGAACUAUUUGUUGGGGAAGCAAGCUUACUUUGGGAAAACAGCUUCAGAGGGAGGGUUUGAAGAAGAUGCGGUUGCAACGGCAAACAUAUUGGAGACUUCGACCCCCGUGAUUGAUGGAAAGCAAUACUAUUGCUUGUCGGUGUUGACGAGAACUGCGGAUGGAGAUGAGGGCGGGAAGCACCAACUGAUCACGGCCACGGUAUCGGGCGGCAAACUGUAUAUAUGCAAGGCACAAGCCGGUGAUAAAAGAUGGUUCAAAGGAGCUCGCAAAUUUGUUGAGACAUCUGCCUCUUCAUUCAGUGUGGCUUAAUGUGAUAAGGACCCUCUUGGACAAAAACUGAAAGGGCAUUUUAGUACAUGUAAAACUUUAAAGAAAAUAUCCCAUAAAAGGGAUUUAUAUAACAUAAGUUUUUUUUUU
Molecule: messenger RNA, 968 nt
Organism: Cynara cardunculus var. scolymus (artichoke)
Lineage: Eukaryota; Viridiplantae; Streptophyta; Magnoliopsida; Asterales; Asteraceae
Product: putative oxygen-evolving enhancer protein 2-2
Exons: 4
Coding region: 276-860 (194 amino acids)
Biological process (GO): photosynthesis
Cellular component (GO): photosystem II; extrinsic component of membrane; photosystem II oxygen evolving complex
Molecular function (GO): calcium ion binding
Source: RefSeq, a predicted model, not a curated record